UUGGACGGUUAUGUGCCUCAGUCUGAAGCGCGCGGAUGAAGCUCGUGUGUACGCAGCGCUCGGCGUCUCACCAGUGGAUGUAAAUAUCAGUUUAUACGACUGCAGAAAGCACAGACUGAUUCCUGAGCAUCGCCAAAGGAACCUCUGGAAAGACGCUUCGCUCCAGACUGCAGGAGGAUGAAUGGCAUUAUUAAUCAUCUCCCAAACCAUUUAAGGGCCCUCAGAUUGAUAUAUUAAUAUGCACGUGAAUCUUCAGCAUUUGAAAAGCUUUCAGUGGGUUGACACAAACACUGUGCUGCGCGUCUUAACGCAGGGCUGCUCUUUUGGACCCGUGCCACGGUUGUCUGUCUCCGUCCGUUCACCCAACCACACCUACCCGUUGUAUCCUCACCGAAUUAUAGCAGCGGCGUCCCGCACACCGGAUCCCGACAGAUUCCGUCGCGAAAGGGACAUUGUGUCUGUGUGAGCGGGUGGGAGAACGCGGAUCUACUGCGCUAUAAACGCCCGGUGCGCACCGGACCCGCUCAAAGACGCCCGUGUCGGACCGAUAUGUCACCCCGGUGCGCGUGAUCGCUUUGGAUGAGAGGCAGGUGAAAUUACCAGCUUUGUCCCGCAUCCUGCGCCAAGAAGGAACGCAUCACCUUGAGGAUUUAAACGACAUCCAACUUACCAGCUCUGGUGUGUCGCUGGCUGCCAUGGCGACGCUGACCCCCUGCUUCUUACGGAUCUUUGCUGUCCUCCAAUUGGCUGUCUGCUCAUUUCCAGAGGAACCUGGCCCUUUAAUCUCUGCCCCUGCUGAGGUGGUGAGACGAUAUCCAGUGUUUGUGGGCCGAGCGCAUCACUCUUACACCCGUCAGGAGCCACUCUACAUUCAGACCGUCCUGAAAGUCAACCGUACACUCUACAUCGGAGCCAGAGAUGACCUUUAUCGAGUGGAACUGGACCAUGUAUCUGGAGAUGAAAUGUUCUACAGCAAGAAAAGGACGUGGGAAUCCAAUAAGAAUGACAUCCGCAUCUGUAGAAUGAAGGGCAAACACGAGGAGGAGUGUCGUAAUUAUAUUAAGGUGUUGUUGAGCCAUGAUGGAGGGCUUUUUGUGUGCGGGACAAACGCUUUCAACCCGCUGUGUGCCAAUUACACGAGAGACACUCUGGAACUGAUCGGCGAGCCCAUCAGUGGAAUGGCUCGAUGUCCUUACGAUCCCAAACACGCUAACGUGGCUCUGUUUGCAGAGGGCAGCUUGUUCACGGGGACAGUGACUGACUUCCUGGCCAUCGACGCUGUCAUUUAUCGCAGUUUGGGAGAGAGUCCUGCCCUGCGAACGAUCAAGCAUGAUUCCAAAUGGUUCAGAGAGCCUUAUUUUGUGAGCGCCGUGGAAUGGGGGCCUCAUAUCUACUUCUUCUUCAGGGAGAUGGCCAUGGAGUUCAACUACCUGGAGAAGGUGAUGGUGUCCCGCGUGGCACGUGUGUGUAAAGGUGAUUUGGGCGGCUCUCAGCGGGUGUUGGAGCGCCAGUGGACGUCGUUUCUGAAAGCACGUCUGAACUGCUCGAUCCCGGGAGACUCGCACUUCUACUUUAACCUGCUGCAGUCCACCAGCCCCAUCAUACGCAUGCAGGGCAGGGACGUCAUCCUGGGGGUCUUCUCAACACCCUCCAACAGCAUCCCCGGCUCGGCGGUGUGUGCGUUUGACAUGCAGCAGCUGGCACGUGUGUUUGAGGGCAGAUUCAAGGAGCAGAAAUCACCAGACUCCAUCUGGACACCUGUACCUGAUGAACUGGUACCAAAACCCAGGCCUGGAGGAUGUGCUGUCCAGGGGUCGAGAUUCAGCUCCUCCAACACCCUUCCUGAUGAAGUGCUGAAUUUCAUCAAAACUCAUCCACUAAUGGAUGAAGCAGUACCUUUGCUUGGACACAGACCGUGGAUAGUCAAGACUAUGGUCCGGUACCAGUUGAACACUAUGGUGGUGGACACUGAGGCAGGCCCACAUCGCAAUCGGACUGUAGUGUUCCUCGGAUCCACCAGGGGAACCGUUCUCAAGUUCCUCAUCACGCCCAUCCCGGAGAACCCGUACUCCAACACCAAUAUUUUUCUGGAAGAGCUGGAGGGAUACAACCCAGAAAGGUGCGGUGAUGACUCUGUGCAGGCGAGGCAGCCUCGCUCUCUGACCCUGGACAAACCCAGUCACACGCUCCUGCUGGCGUUCCACUCCUGCGUGGUGAGAGUGUCUGUCGCACGCUGCCAACUGCACUCCAGAUGCAUGAAAAAUUGCAUUGCGUCCAGAGAUCCAUACUGCGGCUGGACCAGAGGAAGUACCUGCUCACUCCUGAGGCCAGGCACCAGAUUACCUUUCGUGCAGGAUGUUGAAUAUGGAAACACCUCACAUCUCGGAGACUGCGACGGUCUGUUGCAUGAGAGUUUUAUGGAUGAGCCUGAAAGUCUUGUUACCUUGAACCUGUUGGUUGUUGCUGCAGUCUCUGCAUUCUCCACCGGGGCAGCGCUCUCAGGCCUGGCAGUGUGCUGGAUAAUGGGCCAAAAACACCGUCACCGUUCGCACACCAACACUCCUUCGUCCAGUAGUCAGCGGAAGAGCGAGAAGGAGCGUUGCAUGAUGGGACAAGGCAGAAGUGGCUCCGUGAUGAGCGUAUCCCGGCACAGCGGCACAGAUCGGCCACACUCACAGGGAGAGACACUCUUCGUCAUGCCCAAUGGUUGGGUCAAAGCAGGCGACUUGGAUCCAGGUCUACUUCCUACACCCGAGCAAACUCCCCUGCAGCAGAAACGUGGGCUAUGCCUGUCCGAUUCCGGAUCCAGCUGGGACCAGAGUCAGACCUACUUGAGCUCGGUGGGUACCCAGUGUCCACCUCCACCGUCCACAUUGUUUCUCAGCUCUAAACUCUUGCAAGGAACCGGUCGACGUCACGAGGAAGCCAUUGAGACCGGGAUCGACCGCCAACGCUAUGUCUCUCUUUCCAAGUACCGGGAUCAUGGAAUACGCUCAGGCACUCUUCUUCGCAAGUCAGCAGGUGAAUACAACUACCCCAUGACUCCCCAAGACUCCCCUGACCGGCGGAGAGUGGUGUCGGCCCCCAGUACGCAGAUAGAGUACAGUGGAGAGCCUCUUCGCUGGACCCAUGAAGGCUACAUCUUCAGCAGUCAUGGCAUACCUCCAACGGGCCACCACUACACCCCAGCCCCACAGCAUCCUGCAGGACUGACACGUUCUGUGCUCCACGGAUCCCGGGGGAUAAUCGACCUGGCAGACUUCAGCCACCUGCUUGGGAAGGGAGGGAGCGAUCGGACACCGGCAGGCCAGUGAGCAGGGAGGACCAAGGAUGAGAGAAGCGAGAAAUUGGUGAAACAUGAGCGGCUGAAACCUCAUGUGGACUGCAGAGCGCAACCUGGCCAAUCACAGCAGCUCUCUGUAUCUCUCUCACUGUUUCUUUUCUCACCUGCUUGUCAUCCUUUUUCUCAUUUGACUGGAACUGCUUGCAUGAGGACAAGCUAAAAUGGACCUCACUGACUAUGAGAAAAGCAGCCAUUCCAACUAGAAACACCUCUUCCUUCUCUCUAUUUAUCACUCACAAUCACACAAAUAUGUAGACAGAGAUGUUCUUUUCCCUGUAACUCUGGUUCUUGCAGACUGACUAUGAGUGCGGCUUACCAAACUUUAUUGCACUUUUAUCAGAUGGAGGAAAGAACCAUGGCCAUCUUGAAGACUACCUAUCCCUGAAUCUGUUCAGACCUAGCCACUCUUUAGCAGGUUCCCCUUUCAGCAGAUUUGUAAGUUUGAUAUAACGACAGCAUUUCAAUUGGGAAUUGGGACAGUUGUUCACUCCAUAUAAAACAAAGAACCCAACAGUUCCUUGGAGUAAUGGUCGAUUCCAAACUCAAAACAAAGUGAUUACUGGCGAACAAGACACUCCAUUUACAUCAGUGUAAAUGCUGUAGGAGUACAGUAUAUUUGGACAGGUCAACUGGUCAGAAGGAAAGAUUUGGACGAAAAACUUCAUAUUAGAACAUUUACUACAGAAUUGCUUCUCUCAGUGAUUACUGAUUAGUUCAAACUAUUAUAACUUCUUGUAGCCCAUCAAAUUCACAUUAUCUCCAUAACAUACAUAGCAGUGUUGUAGUACUCAGAUCUGGACAAGAUCAGACUCAGACUGAAGUCUGUCUAAAGUUCAAGUCCAAAGAGCAUAUUUUCUUUGACUUAUUCAAGACCAGCUCAUUCAAGUCUGAGUCCAUGCUCAAGUAGUACAACACUGUUUCAUAGAAAGAUGAAUUGAACCUAUUUUAGCAUAUUAAAUGGGAAAAUAAAGAGAACCAAAUUAUAGAGAGGGCCAUAUUACGCAAAAUAAUAACACUGUCUUUCUCCAUCAGUUAUACUUUUUCCAUUAUAAACACUUGUGUGUGACAUCACUAUAUGUGGGCGGGGCCCCGUAUCAUAGUUCGCUUUGUAAGAUUAGCAGUACGCCAUUUGCUCUGAUGAAUUACUUUGACCAAAAUGUAUGAAUAGAAAACACAAGAUUAUGCUCGGAAAUCUUUUGUGAUUUUGACUUUGUAUCUCUGUUGAGUGAGCUGAGGCCUUUACCUCAGUAUUACCUCAGCCCUGAAUUCAGACUUUACAGAGUCUGAGAGAGAGAAAACUUUGGUCGGAUGAGUUUCAUGGCCCCAGCCACAUGAAUUUCUGUGUAGCUCUGUGAGUAUUAUCAGAGAAACUAAACAUUGAGAACUGCAGAACAUGCUGGAUUCCUAGUCUUUUUUGUCUUUUUGUUUUGUUUCUUCCUUUUUGUACAGUGAAUUUUUUUACACAAUAUGUAAAAUUUAACAUGGAGCAGUGAACUGAGGUAAAUAUACCCGCCAUUUUCUAAAAAAAUAAAUAAAUAAAAACACAAUUAGAGACAGAGUAAGACAGAAUCUGUCUUGAGGACCGUUGGACUCUUUUCCUUGAAGAUGCCAUUUCAUCUUUUGUUUCUCCUGGACUCUGAAGGAGAGCAAACAGUAAUGGAAACCCAGAGAAGAGGAAUCACAAUGCAAGAACUACAAGGACUACAAAGUCAAGCGAUGUCAUGUGACUUCAGGCCAGUUAUGUUAUUGGGUGCUUGUUUGUCUGUGAAGUAACCAAUUAUUUUGCUUGUCAUAUACAUCAUAAUACAUUUCCCCUUUUUUUGUAUCUAUUUGGAUUGGUUUUUAAUCAUGGAAGUCAUUUGGAAGUUCUUCAUGAUCAACAGAGAUCAUAGAUUGCAUGUUUCCAGUCAUGUAUCUGGGAACUGACAAAGAGAAACCUAAAGGCAUUAGAAAACUAAAAGAGUAUCAUAAUCAAAUUUACAGAGAAACACCCACUGGCUCUGUUCCAAACUCUAGUGAGCUGCCUACCUAGCCAGUAAAUUUUAAAGCAGUUUAAUUCAAGAUGGAGACAGAGUUUACAUUUAUGCAUUUGGCAGAUGCUUUUAUCCAAAGUGACUUAAAUUGCCAUUAAGGUAUACAUUUGAUCAAUUCAUGCAUUCCCUGGGAAUCAAACCUCUGACAUUGAAAUGUGAAUUUUAAACAAUCAAUUUAUGAAUAAACAUUACUCUUAAUGGCAUCUAACAGUUUGUAACCAACAGAAAAUAGUUCCAUCUUAUUUCAAAUUAAGUAAUGAAAAUGUAAAAUGUACUAUUUUUGAUUUUAUUAAAGUUAGUUAAGCAACAUGAUAUUGUCAGAUUAACUUUAUUUUAAGGAAACAAGCAAAGCAAAUUUCUUUGUGUGUCUCCUUAGGGGCCUGUUAAUGGAGUUGUUGUCCUAAAAGAUUAUUUCAAAACUUUCAAAAGUUCAUUUUGGUCUGUAAUCUGCCUUAAAAUGACAGCAGACAGCAGGUUGACUCUCUAGGGUUUGGAAAAUAGCCUUUUCACCAGCUUCCACUUUCUGCAAGACCCACACACAUGUGUCCCUCUCCACAUAGGCUGGCAUUGUUAUUAAAUGUCUAAUAGCAUCAGUCUGAGAUAUUGAAAGCAGAUGUCUGAUUAGAUGAGUUGCCACACACACUUGAGUACACUGGAAUGCACUUAAUAAUGGUUCUCAUGCACCUGCAAGAUGUCUCUAAUUAAAAGCACAUGCUACACACACAUCACUUAAACAUACUCCUCUAUCCUAGACAGCACGAACACACUAUUGCUGAUGCUCUCAGAAAACACACACACACUCCUGCAGUUGUGUACUACGGUCGGUUGAACAUUGAUUAACUCAUAAAUCCAGCUGAAAGGAGAGUCAUGGUUGACUGCGCUAUGUGUGCGUGUUUAUGUGUUUAAAUUACUGUGUGUAUGUAUUUAGAUCUCCUCUCUUCAGCUUUGAAGAUACACCAGGCAGGAAAUAGGAUCCUGAGCACAGGUAAUAGAUCCUGGCAGGAAAUGCAAGGAUAUAACUACUUACCUGUAGGUCAAGGACACCAAGCAUGUAAUCAAAUGCAGGACAUGCGCUAUAUGCUAAUGUACUACCACAUGUAGAGAAAGGAGCACGUCAGGAAGAUAUCAUGUACUUUCAACAAACAUCUCAAAGUUUUCAAGUGUUCAGAUUUACAAUCUUUAAAAGAAACUGUGCCAUAUAUCUAUCUUCAGAAGUGUUUGCCAACAGAAAAUACAAUCGCCAAGUUUGCUAAUAGGCUACGAAGAUUCCUAAACAAGUGUUUCUUCAAAGUGUUACUUGUCGCACGCUAUUUGUGUUAUCGAUACCUCAAAUUGAGCUGCUAACUGAGGUGUGCUUACUGAGUGAUCAGACUUGAGUUUCUUGCCUGGCAGAUGAUGAAACAAUUUUUUUCUCUUGAAUGAGAAAAUUUAGACUUGAGCUAGUAAGCAAUCACAGUAACAUGCUAGUAUUGUUGAAGUGUGUUUUCCCUGGAAAAACACUGCUUGUUUUUUCUUCAGAAAAUGUUAAGUCUAGGUCCCAAUAUAAUUAGUGAUUAUUUCUUCAAAAAAAUCAAGAAACACACACAAACUGCCUUUAAUGAAAAGAUACAAGUGUCCACACAUUAACUUGAAAAUUCAGUGCCUAAAGCCAAUUUUGUUUCUUGCAGAAAGUCUCUUGGUGUAAAUUAAAAUGGCUUUAAAUGUCAAUGAUUUUACACUUCAUGAUAUUUUUCUUUUGUGUGGAUGAUUUCUGGUU
Carassius carassius (crucian carp) is the source of this 7132-nucleotide messenger RNA. RefSeq names its product semaphorin-6B-like. The coding region runs from base 696 to 3314 and encodes 872 amino acids. Lineage: Eukaryota; Metazoa; Chordata; Actinopteri; Cypriniformes; Cyprinidae. The record is from RefSeq and is a predicted model, not a curated record. Gene Ontology annotation, molecular function: semaphorin receptor binding; chemorepellent activity. Gene Ontology annotation, biological process: negative regulation of axon extension involved in axon guidance; positive regulation of cell migration; neural crest cell migration. The transcript is spliced from 17 exons.